AUGGGACAGACUCUCUCUGAGCCGGUCGUCGAGAAGACUUCAGCAAGUGGAGGAGACGAACGUUUAAUAUUUGGUGUAUCAUCGAUGCAAGGAUGGCGUAUUAGCAUGGAGGAUGCGCACGCAGCCAUUCUGGACCUGCAGACCGAGGACGGGGCACAGACAGGACCGACUAGUAUUGAUAAGAGGCUCUCCUUUUUUGGUGUCUAUGAUGGGCACGGAGGUGACAGGGUGGCCUUAUUUGCAGGCGAGCACAUCCAUAAAAUUGUCGCAAAGCAGGAGGCGUUUAAGAAGGGUGAUAUCGAGCAGGCUUUGAAGGAUGGUUUCCUUGCCACGGACCGAGCUAUCCUAGAUGACCCACGGUACGAGGAAGAAGUUUCUGGCUGCACUGCCUCUGUUGGAAUCCUCUCGUCAAAGAAAAUCUAUGUGGGAAACGCGGGGGAUUCGCGAAGUGUUUUGGGUGUAAAGGGUCGAGCCAAGCCUCUUUCAUUUGAUCACAAACCACAAAACGAAGGCGAGAAGGCUCGAAUUACUGCAGCCGGAGGUUUUGUUGACUUUGGCCGUGUAAACGGUAAUCUUGCUUUGUCAAGAGCAAUUGGCGAUUUCGAGUUCAAGAAGAGUGCGGAACUUGCGCCUGAGCAGCAGAUUGUUACCGCUUACCCCGAUGUUGUCGUGCACGACAUCUCGGAAGAUGACGAGUUCCUAAUUGUUGCUUGUGAUGGUAUUUGGGACUGUCAGUCUUCUCAAGCUGUGGUGGAAUUUGUCCGCCGUGGUAUUGCUGCGAAGCAGGAGCUAUCGAAAAUCUGUGAGAACAUGAUGGAUAAUUGCCUCGCGUCGAAUUCGGAGACUGGUGGUGUGGGUUGCGAUAAUAUGACCAUGAUUGUUGUCGGCCUCUUACACGGCAAGACCAAGGAGGAGUGGUAUGACGAGAUCGCCAAGCGCGUUGCUAACGGAGAUGGCCCGUGUGCUCCUCCAGAGUAUGCUGAGUUCCGCGGACCCGGCGUCCAUCAUAACUUUGAUGAUAGUGACAGUGGCUACGAUGUUGAUAUCGACAGCAGGUCGAGGUCAGCCGAUGGAAACCAACGAGGCCGUAUUAUUCUACUUGGCGACGGAACUGAGGUUUUGACGGACUCUGACGAUACUGAGAUGUUUGACCACGGUGAAGAGGACAAGGACCUUGAGAGCCAGGUUCCCAAAGGCCAGACCGGUGGCGAGUCGACCGGGCCAAUCGUAUCAAGCACAGAUACUUUGCCUGAGAAGGUUGACGUUACGGACCCCAAGUACAAAGUUAUUGCCGAAAAAGUACAGCACAGUGCAACCUAA
Messenger RNA from Amorphotheca resinae ATCC 22711, 1320 nucleotides. RefSeq lists its product as hypothetical. Gene Ontology annotation, molecular function: cation binding; protein serine/threonine phosphatase activity. Gene Ontology annotation, biological process: protein dephosphorylation. The record is from RefSeq and is a predicted model, not a curated record. NCBI's taxonomy places the organism in Eukaryota, Fungi, Ascomycota, Leotiomycetes, Helotiales, Amorphothecaceae. Bases 1 to 1320 code for a protein of 439 amino acids. The transcript is spliced from 7 exons.